ACUCUGGCGGUUCUGCCUGGCACUAGCCUGUCAACGAGUGUCCGUCGCGGAUGAAUGUUUUAUAAAGAGAUUGCGGGGAAGUUUCGGUCGCGGCUGGUCGUAUGUAAUCGGAACGUAGCAGUUCGGCGAGAUGACCGAGUGACUCGGGCGCGAGUGAGGUGAGCUUUGUACAACGAGGUACGUGAUAGAGAGAGAGAGAGGGAGAGAAAAAGCGAGGAAGAGGAAGCUGCGGUUAAUCGAACUCGACGAGUUUCCUACGUGCCGUUUUCACCCGUCGCAUCGCCUGCCGAUUUUACGCGACACGCGCACGCAUUCGCAGCGCACAGUACUUAGGUACCUGGCUAAACCCGUAUUGUCUCGUUUCGAUCAACAUGCGGUUGUAAACGCACGGCGAUGACGCGUCGCGCGACUACGACGAUCACAAGUUAUCAUCAUAGCAAGUUGUUGAAACAGUUUGUUAAAGCCGCCGCGUGUCACAGGCUCAGGUGAUAUUAGCAUGGUGUUUAUCAAUUGUGAUACCCUCAUCAACCACCGACUGGAUUCGAGGUGACUGAUAUUUACCCACCCAGGAACUACACAACGCGCCAUGAGACGCAUCAGCGUGGGCGGCAUGAACCGACCUUCGAAAGCAGUGGCCCAAGUUAAAAAGGUUGCUCCACCAGCCGUCCCGGACGUCUUCCGACACUCCGGUUCGUCUUUUGGUUCCGCGGGAUAUGCGAGCAGCGAAGAUGGCGGCUUCUUGUCGGGGAGCGGGGGCGGCGGGGACGACGGAUCCUACGGAAUGCCGGCCGGAAAGAGUCCCGGGCCGAUUUUCACCCAUCCUGGAUUCGCCUUCCCCCCCGUCGUCGGGAAGUACGCCCAUGCCGAGGAUCAGGGUAUCGACAUGACUCAAAGUCCGGGCAGAGACAGUCCCGGCAGUUCUGGGUCAGGCUCUGGUUCGAGACACUCCACCGCUUCCCUCGAUUCCGGAAGAGCUUCCGGUUAUCACCUGGGUCCCAGAGGACCAGGGGCCCUGGCCUCCUCGCCGCGGUGCUCGAUCAGUUCGCUGGGAAGUCAUCCGGAUCGGCCAGCAGAUCUCGACGUGGUCCACGCCUGGCUUACCGAACUCCAGUUCGAGGAGUACUUUACUUUAUUCGCUUCGGCGGGAUAUGAUCUUGCUACCAUAACCCGAAUGACCCCGGAGGAUCUCACAGCUAUAGGUAUUAAGAAACCGAAUCACCGAAAGCGACUUAAAGCAGAAAUCGAUAAUUUAAACGUCGGUGAUGGUUUGCCGGAGCAUGUACCUGGCUCGCUUGAAGAAUGGUUGAGACUUUUAAGACUAGAAGAAUAUUUGGGUGCACUACAGCAGCAAGGCAUGCGCUCAGUUGAAGAUGUAACGACUCUGACUUGGGAAGACCUCGAGGACAUCGGUAUUGUCAGGCUCGGUCACCAAAAGCGACUUCUCCUCGCUAUUAAGCGGGUAAAAGACAUACGUGCUGGUAAACGCAUACAGCCUCUUGAUCUUGCUCGUCUUCCACCGCACCCUGGUCACACACAGGAUGUUGUUAUCCAACGUGGUGGACCAGAUUUGCCGUCCCCUGAUGAAGACUGCUCGUCGCCGGUACUCAGGUCGUUUCAGAGAGGAAACGAGGUGAAUUCGACUUCGACGUGGCGAAGCAUGUAUGCUGCUAUGCCUCAGAGUUUAGACUACACAGUAGCAAGGACCGGGCCUCGGGGCAAAUCCCUUGAGAGCCUCGAAGAUGCUCCUCUUAGUUAUCCACCUUCGCCUACCCACGUUCAACCGACUCAAACUGAGUGGCGACCUCGCAGCUAUGAAGAUGGUGAUUUGACACCCACUAAUGAAGCAGCGAUAGAAGCUGGUGGCGGCACUCUUCCCAGACCAAGACACUGUCUGGUACGUCCGCGACCCAUCGCUAAGGUCACCGCCACUCCUGGACAGUUUAAAUCGUUGCCACGUGAUUUUGAUAACAAAUACCAACUUACUUACGGGCUUGAGAGCAGCCCCCAUUUACCGAAACGUCGACCACCGUCGCCACCGCGACGCCAGAGUUCCCGUGAAAUUGGGACAGCAGUUGGCGGAGGAGCGGGAGAUGUUGUGAUAGAUUGUAGCGGUCCUGUUCCAACAGCUUCCUGCGAUGAAAUGAUUCCACCACCGCCGGCUCCAGCACCUGCCCAAUCCGCCCAGUCACAACAACUCCGAUCACACUCCUCCAUGUCACGAUCCUGGGGCAGCGUAGGUGUUAGUGUCAAUGAAGAACACGAGUUGAUUGCGUCUCUCGCCCUGCAACACCGCAACGGAUCUGACGCUAGUUUUAAGUCAAGUUCGAGCACUGAAUCAGACUCCUUACCGUUUGCGAACGAAAAUGCAGGGACAAUAAAACAGAGAGCAGCGAGAGCACAGGAUUACACAAGUCCUCCGAUGGGUGGCAUGAUGGGACAUCAUCAUUCUGGUACGGGAACUGGUCAAGAGACUGGGGAUGUCUUGAACGACAUCGGGAACAUGCUUGCCAAUCUUACAGACGAGCUAGACGCCAUGCUUGAAGAGGAGAAACGUCAGGGCCUCAAUCCCUAAUUACUGCCUUUGCCCGCUACUGCUAUUCGCUCGUAGCGCAAUUAUUGUUGCCAUAGCGAUGAAGAUAAUUGAAUGAAUUUAUUUAAUACGAGACAUUCCCUCUGACAACCAAGACCUGUGCGCACGUGAAUUAAGGAUAAGGAGGAGACGUGGCUUAUCUAACUAUUGAAACUACCGUAUUAUAUCAAUUAAAAAUGGCACAAAUUCAAGAUCAGUCAAUAAGGCAGUUCUCGAUGUUUAGGUAUCUAGUUUUAUUGAAACCCGUUUGUAAGGUAUAUCGCUCCUAUAGAUAGCAUAUGGUAAUGAGAGUACUUGACUUAUUUCGUUGAUCAAAUCGUUAAUUCCAGUUCAUAAAAUGCAAAACCAUUUCAGCUUCGUAUUUCAAUUUUAGUUGAACGAAUUUGAAGUAUGACCCGCAUUUCAAUAUAAACACGUGCUAGUUAAUCUAUUUAUACAAAAAAGGAAUCCUCGAAAUGAUUUCGAAUAUUUAGUUUACCACAGUUAUACUAAUUUGAGAUAUGUAAUCGUUAAAAUUACUUCUAUCAGUUACUCAACACGACGUUCUGUUGAUAUUUGAAUAAUUUUACUAGUAUUCUAGUUAUGUCUGUCUAAUCUCAAUGAAAUGCUGAUUGAAUGUUUCUAUAGAAAUGUUGUAAAUCGAGUUGCUACUAUAAUGAAGAACAGUAUGAGUUGAUAAACUAGGUACAUUUACAUGAAUUGAAAACGCACUAACAUUAUUUAUUGCUUACAGUAAUAUUAUAUAUAGAUAGUUACGUAAUAAUGUAUAACGGUUAUUAUUGUAUAUGGCAAUAACAAUGUUAAUAUAAUAUUACUGUAAUACUAUGAUUUAAAAAAUUAACAAACAGAAGAAUAAAGAAACCAACGUGCCGCAACUCCUUUUCUCUUUUAUACGUGCUACGAAACUGUAAAGAAACGCGCACAGUGGUCUCUACAAUUACGCUGUGCUGUGCCCACACACUACUUAAGAAUUAUUUACUUAACUCUUAAGAUUAUUCAAGUACAGAAAAAACGGACCUGAUCAACUCAGGCCAUGGACUUGUCUUGUUAACUACUAUAGGUGUAUAGUUACAUAUAGAUGUUAUUGGCAAGCAGUGAUUUUGAGUUUUGUACUGACUCACUAUGACUAUGGCCAUGUUUGCUUUUAUUCCUCUUUUCUAUGAACGUUGUUUCUUUUCCAGCAUUUUAUUUUCUUUUAUUUUUACUGUCGAUAACUUUGGAUAUGGAUUUACAUGUUAGUAUUCAAAUGAUAAUCCAAAAAGGCUAUUUUAGCUAACGGCGGCUAUAUUUUGAUGUUUAUUGAACACCAAAUCAACGAUGAAUUUUACUGUUUACAUAUACAUAUACAAUUACAGAUUUAUUUACACUAUAUAAGAAGUAUCUCUAUCGAUGAAUGUCAGAAGUUUUAUUAUAAGUUCCUAGCCAUUUAUACAUAAAUAUGUAUGUAGGUAAUAUAAAAAAUUGUUAUGUAUACAUUAUUGUACGAAGAAAUCUUUCCCCUUAUUGGAAUAUUUACCUACUUCUCGUGCCGCUAUUUCUUGCAUUGAUUUAAUAACACGUAUAGCACGUAUGAAUACGUAUAUUACUAUUAAUUAGUCGAUAUUUUAGUAAGUGAUGGUGAUUACAUCGAAUUAAUGGUGUGGAUAUACCUAUUUGCCGCGUGGAACUUUUAAAUAAUUCAGUGACAGGUUGCGUAGAGUACUUACCGAUCACUACUUGCCUGUGACAUAUACAUAUUAUAUAUAUAAAUAUAUAUUAUACUAGUUAUAGUUUUUGUACAAAGGUAUGCGCCGAUCUGUCUCGCUUGGCGAGCUGUGCGUCCGCCUAAGCUGUAUUGUACACCCCUCCCCCCCUUCCAUGUUGGUUUAAUAUGCAUUAAAUAUAACAUUAUAAUGAA
Messenger RNA from Diprion similis, 4487 nucleotides. It is a transcript of the gene ckn, whose product is annotated as caskin-1. The transcript has 7 exons. Gene Ontology annotation, biological process: cell surface receptor protein tyrosine phosphatase signaling pathway; axonogenesis. The record is from RefSeq and is a predicted model, not a curated record. The coding region runs from base 587 to 2572 and encodes 661 amino acids. NCBI's taxonomy places the organism in Eukaryota, Metazoa, Arthropoda, Insecta, Hymenoptera, Diprionidae. Gene Ontology annotation, molecular function: signaling adaptor activity; protein phosphatase binding. Gene Ontology annotation, cellular component: axon; focal adhesion.